Messenger RNA from Drosophila bipectinata, 3985 nucleotides. Its product is annotated as potassium voltage-gated channel subfamily A regulatory beta subunit hyperkinetic. Gene Ontology annotation, cellular component: cytoplasm; voltage-gated potassium channel complex. Gene Ontology annotation, molecular function: potassium channel regulator activity; voltage-gated potassium channel activity; transmembrane transporter binding. Gene Ontology annotation, biological process: potassium ion transport; regulation of potassium ion transmembrane transport. The record is from RefSeq and is a predicted model, not a curated record. NCBI's taxonomy places the organism in Eukaryota, Metazoa, Arthropoda, Insecta, Diptera, Drosophilidae.
AAUAAAUACAAACGCUUAAAGUGAAAAAAACUAAAAUAAAUAGAAAACAUUCACACUAAAAGGAAAACAUAGCAAUUCUAGAAUAAAUAAUGGCGUCCAAUAGUGUUUAAAAAAAAAAUAAAAAGAAAAUAAACAAGAAAGCCGCAGAACCAAAACAAUCGCAAAUACCCUCAAAACAAUAAGGAAGAACACCACCAUGUCCAUGGCGUUAUGCAAUUUAAAUGGCGACGGCAGCCCGGCGUCGCAGGCGCAGUCGGCAGCACAGCCCGCCACGCAGUCGUCCGCGACAGCGGCUGCCCAGACGCUAGCCCACUCCCACUCUCACACGCUGACGCAGGAGAGCAUUCUGGACGCCAGUAGCGCCACAACGCCGCUGCUUUUGGGCCACGAGCAGGGCGGUAGCAGCAGCAGUGCAGCUGGCGUAGCCGAAAGCAGCGGCGGUGGCGGCGACGUCGUUGAUGGAACGGUAACUGCCAUUGAAAUGCCAGCCUUGACUGCUUCUGCCGGCGAGCCAUUGCCUCUGCCGAUGGCACUGCCGCUGCCACUGCCUUUAACGCAGACGCAGUUGCAGCCGCAGUCGCAGCCAGCGCCACCGCCGCCCCUGCUAAUGGCUCUGCCGGCCAACCUCAAUUUUGUAACGGGACCGACGACGCAGCCGCUGCAGCAGCAGCAGAUUAUGAUUGCCAACGGCGCAGUCGCAACUUCGACCAAUGACAACAAUAACAACAACAACAACAAUGUGGACAAUACUAGUGAUGACUCGAACCCGGUCACCAUUUACAGGUGCCGGGCUCCCAUUGCGUCACUCGACUGUAUGGAGGAGUUCAGUGGUCGCUCGAUCAGCCUGGGCUCCAAUCCAGCGCUGCCACUCCGGCACGGCUCCACCCCGACCCCGGGCCUUCGGUACAAGAACCUCGGGAAGAGCGGCCUCCGGAUCUCGAAUGUCGGCCUGGGCACUUGGCCGGUCUUCUCGCCGGGCGUGAGCGACGACCAGGCGGAGGCCAUCCUCAAGCUGGCCAUCGAGAGCGGCAUCAACCUGUUCGACAUCUCGGAGGCCCACUCCGAGACCGAGAUCGGCAAGAUCCUGCAGCGGGCGGGGUGGAAGCGGACCGCCUAUGUCAUCACCACAAAGGUCUACUGGAGCACCAAGUCGGAGGAGCGAGGUCUGUCGCGAAAACACAUCAUCGAGUGCGUGCGAGCCAGCCUGCAGAGGUUGCAGUUGCAAUACAUCGACAUCGUGAUCAUCCACAAGGCGGAUCCCAUGUGUCCCAUGGAGGAGGUGGUGCGAGCCAUGAGCUACGUGAUACAACAGGGCUGGGCCAUGUACUGGGGCACUGCCAGGUGGAGUCAGGUGGAGAUCAUGGAGGCGUACACCAACUGCCGGCAAUUCAAUUGCAUCACCCCGAUCGUGGAACAGUCCGAGUACCAUAUGUUCUGUCGGGAGAAGUGCGAACUGUAUCUGCCGGAGAUGUACAACAAAAUUGGAGUGGGCCUGAUGGCCUGGGGUCCCCUGUCCAUGGCCCUAAGCGACACCCAGAACGGGGACAAGCUCUUUCUGCCCAAGGGCUCGUUCAAAACGAAGAGCUUCUCCUGGACGGAGGACGAAAUCAAUCGAAAUGCUGCCCUCUCUCCCCAGGGAAGUUGGGGCAAGGACAGGAUCGAGGAGGGUCGUCGUCACUGCGAUCGACUCCGGGACUUGGCCGCUCUGGCCGAGAAGCUGGGCUGCAGUCCCACCCAGCUCUCCAUCGCCUGGUCACUCAAGCACGAGCCCGUCCAAUGCCUCCUGCUUGGUGCCACCUCGGCGGAGCAACUGCACCAGAGCCUGCAGUCCCUUCAGCUCCUUCCACGGCUGUCGUCCAGCGUGAUGUUGGAACUGGAGCGGAUUCUGGAGAACAAGCCGGUGCGGCCGCCGAUGAUAUCGACGCUGGCGCUGCGGUGACAAUCAGCGUGCCCGCAGGGACCGCUCAGCCUGAGCGGCGGCGGACCCUGCGGCGCCGACUCGCCGAAGCACGAGGAUGAGGCGUUCAUCGAGGAGGUGGACGCGGCCAAGGACGCUGCCAAGCAGGGAUUCUGCCUCAUCCAGUGACGAAAGGAGUCCUUAGAUAACGAUAAUAAAUUUUUGAAAGUGAUUAGCAGUAAAACUAGCCUAAGUAGCAAUACCAUGACGACAACAAUAAGCAGGCAGGAUCAGCAACUCCAACAGCAUCAGCCCCUUCAGGCCAUCACCAGUUCCAGUGAAGUUGUGGGCGUCGCAGCAGGAGUGGCCGGUGGUGUCCUGGCCGAGUCCUGGCAGUUCGACAGCCUAAACAACAACAACGGUCAGACCACUCAGGAUCAGGACGAGCCACAAAAACGUCGAUCUCUGCUCAAUUUUAAGUCCCUCGACUUUCAUCUCAAAUCCCUUUACACAGGACUCCGCGGCAGCAAUAAUAGUCAGCCCGCGAAUAGCUCCGCUCCGGCAGUGGAUCAGCCGCAGCGCCGCAUGCCCUACUUGCGGGUGGAGAGUGUUGAUCCGGAGGCGGAAGUUGCCGCCGAAGGACGCCCCAACGCUGGACACUCGCCCAGCUUCCUAUCACCCUACACUGGAGCGGUUGCAGGCGCUGUCAGCCUCCAGUUGCCGUCAGCCGAUGCGGCCACCAUCCGACGGUCCUCUACCUCGGACAUUGUAAACUGCCGACGGGGUGGAGGGGCAGCCGGAUCCGGGGCCGGCGGUGGGGGCGGCCCGGACUCGCGGCGGCCAAGCACUUCGGAUCUCCUGCGGAGGGCCAGAGAGCGGAAGGGGAGCGAGGCCAGGAUGGGCAGAAGUGUGUCGCACAGUGGCUUGACCCGGGGCGGGGCCUUUGGUGGAGGCGGGGGCUUAGGAGGCCGUCGUACCAGCAUGGCCUUCUAAAGCAAAAAAAAAAAAUCGAUAAAAGUUGGAAAAGUAAAAAAUACUACAUUUUUUCAGGGGGCCUUUAAAAAAUAAGGAAGAAGGGGAUCCGAAAGUGCUCGAAAAAACAAUUCUAAAAACUAAAAAAAAACGUAAUGGUGUAGUUAAAAAAAAAACUGUUGAUCAAAUCUGAAUCAGAAAAAUCGGCUGACAAAAUGGCGCUUAUGAAUUUUUAUCUAGUAAACGUAAAAAAAACGUUAAAACUUAAAACAAAAUAGAAAAAGAACAAAAAAAAAAAACAGCAGCUGGUAAGAAAUGACUUUUUUUGUGAAUCUAUCAUUAUGAUUAUUAUGUAUUUAUGGUUACUACGAUUAUGCCUCGAAACUCGAAACUAAAGUUAGUAGAUAAAUGAAUUAAUGAUAAUUAAUGAAAUUAAAACAAGAGUCAAAGGAAGGAACAUAAAACAUUUCAUCUUCUCAGCUUUCUCUUUCUAUAUCUCUCUCGAGUCCCAGCAAGUAAAAAAAUAAAUACAAAAUAAUAAUAUUUACCCCCUUGUGCAUCACAUCGUCCCAACUUUUAUGACAAUAUUAGAACCUAACUAUCGUGUACUAUCGUUAACUAUCGCCUGACAGCUAAAAAGCUCUAAGAAAAAUGAAAGAAUAUCCUGCGUUUUGGCCCAAAAGUUGAAAAAAAAAGAUCGAUUCAUGAUCAUCUUACUGUGAGAGUUCAUAUCAAGCUAAAAUUAAACAAAAAGGGGAAAAAACUAAAUCUAGUUACGUAUUUUUUUUUUAUUUAUCUAUUAGUAGACCUAAAGAAUGUUAAACAAUUAUUAACGAAAUGUUUUCGAGCGGAGAUGGGGACGAUUAGCAAUAAGCGGUCGAUGGUAGCGAUUAACGAUAACGAUAACGCCAAGGGAAAUUCAUCAGAUAAAUAAAUUUUAGCUAAAAAAAAAUUCAACUAAAAUGCAAAAAAAAAAAAACCAAAUCGUAAACAACAAUGAACAAUUCAAAUCAAAUCUUAUUAUAUAGACAUUACUAGACAUUAUAUGUAGUUAAAAAUAAUAAAAAUUCAAGCGAAAUUUUUUUAAAAUCAACAAAAACAAAAUGCCUUUCAUAG